AACUCUCUCUCUACCCUCAAAACAGCAAUUGCGUCGAUGGUUCGAGUCGACUCCAGUUGCCGACAGCCGACCCGAAUUCAAACAGUAACCUACUAGGAAUAGAUUAAAUUGUUGACUCACCGCAUUGUUGGCAGAGACGCUUGAAUUCAUACCAUUUGUCGUAGAAUAUUUGGCCGUAACAUAUGGUCGAAGUUUAUUCGUUUUGCCUAAUAUUGAUCAACUUAACAAACGGUAUAUUUUGAAUGUUUUACAGAAGUGUUACUUACACUAGUUCUUCUUUGUGCCUGUAAUUUGAUUGGUAAAACUAGUUUUACAGUUUUCAAGAUGAGUGAUGAAACUUCGUUCUGUAAAAAUUGUAAACGAUUGGUCCCAACCACCUCUUUUACUCUUCAUUCCACUCACUGUGAAAGAUUUAUACAGAUAUGUAGUAAAUGUCAGGAGCCUUUUCCUAAAUCACAGCUUGAAGAACAUGAAAAUGAAGUACACAAAGAAAUAAAUUGCAAGGAUUGCAAUCAGAAAUUAGAAAUGAAGGAUCAAAUCAAUCAUUUGGCAAACUGCUGCCCUAAGAGACUGAUUUCUUGUGAGUACUGUGAAGUACAAUGCAUUGCUAGUAAUAUAGAGGACCAUGAACUUGCUUGUGGCAGCCGAACUGAGAUGUGUGAUAUUUGCAAAAAUCAUGUUCUUGUUCGAAUGUUAAAGAUUCAUGAAGAAUUGCACAAGAUCCCCACUACUUCAAGUACUAUUCAAAGUCCAAGUAAUAUUCUUGGUGUGUCAAAGGAAAAGGAAAAAGUAUCAAAUGUGGAGGACAAAAAUUUCAACAUUCCCAAAUAUCGUAAUGUGGUAUGUCAAAAUAUUCUUCAAGCCUCUGCUCCCUUGCCCGCCACUCAGUAUUCUAAAACGAAAAAUUUUGAGAAAACUCCUUCGAAGCUCAUGGAGGACGAGGAUAAACACUCACUUCUUCCUUGUGAAUUUUGCGGAGCUUCAUGUACUAUUGAGUCUUUAGAAAAGCAUCAAAUGCUAUGCGGUUCAAAUUUAGAAGCUUGUCCUCGUUGCCAAAAACAUUUCACUUUCGGACAGCUGAGUACUCAUGUCUGUUCACAGACAUUAAACAAAAGAGAACCUCAAUUUGAAGAAGAGCAUUAUUGGUCGCGGUACGUAGCUCCGGCUGUGAAGGAAGGCAUGGUUGACGAGGAAGAUAGUAUUCCGUGUGAAAAUUGUGGUUCUCUCUUCCCAAUUUCAUGUUUGGAACUUCAUGAGAUCGCUUGCAAAUUCUCGGGCGUCUCAACAACCAAUACUGUACCAGAUACUCACGAAAAUGAAUCGCCAACACAGCUUCCAGCAACCCUUAGCUCUACUGUAGAAGACGAUUAUUGGUCUCAGUACGCGAAUGUAGCUCCUACUAUCGAAAAAAGCAUGACUGAAGAAGAAACUCAUAUUCCUUGCGAGAUUUGUGGAAUUCCUUUUCCCUUGUCGUCAUUGGAGCUUCACGAGAUUUCUUGCAAAUUUGCAAGCGUGUCGACUCGGAAAGAAAUUUUGACCAGUGGAACUGGAAUAACAGUUGCUGCUCAAACGAAACCAAACAUUCAGCCGGAUAACGAGAUUACGUUUAUACCGUGUUCUUUCUGCAACAUCGUCAUUUCUUCCAGCAUUUUAGAGAUGCAUGAGGCUAGAUGCAGCAGUUUUUCUCAGCAACAGACAAUUCGUUCUCAAGUAGCGAAACCUUUGCCAAAGAAAAUUGAAAUUAAGAACACGCGUCCAGAAAGCAGCAGCCAACGUGCCUUACGUGAAAACGCACUAUUAGCUACAGAAAAUCGGUUACCGAAUACCCCCAAAAUCCAACAGUCUCAGUACAGAGUUGUCCAACUUCCAGAUGGGAGCCAGGUCUUAAAAAAACGGAAUAUUGAUAGCGAUGAUCUAGAUGUCGGUCAUGUUUUAGGUCGCAAACAACAGCAAGAAUUCGACGGAAAUCAUUUUAACGCGGAGUCUAAUGGAAUCAACAAAGAAAUGAAAAAAAGCUUGUUUCAAGAAAGCAGCCAUCUUGGAAGCUAUUCAGUGAAGGCGAAACGCGCUCACAACAAUUAUAUGUCUGCGGAUGUUCAAAAACGGAAUUCUCCAGGAAAAAGCAAUGUUGCCAUGAAACCAUCGUCAAGUCAUAGCAACGAGAUGCGCAUAUCCAAAAAGCCCAAUGCCGCGUUCAAAAAUUAUGCUUACCAACCCGAUGCGGGGAACAAACUUGGACGCGAAGAUAAUUCAGCCAACGAAAGGAAACAAAUGCAGAAUGGAACGAAUUCGACAUCUGUCUUUCGUUCAGGAAAUGCUUCGGUAAAAGGACAACCGAAUGCAAGAGUCGGCGAAGUAAACCCCGAGUUACAACAGCAGGAAGCGCGGGAUCGAAUCAACGCUGGUUUACUAGGAGCUCGACCCAAGCGUCCUCAGCAUUGACUUAAAGUGUUGAACCCUGUUUUAUUACAU
Messenger RNA from Daphnia pulicaria, 2472 nucleotides. RefSeq lists its product as uncharacterized. Bases 325 to 2442 code for a protein of 705 amino acids. The transcript has 10 exons. NCBI's taxonomy places the organism in Eukaryota, Metazoa, Arthropoda, Branchiopoda, Diplostraca, Daphniidae. The record is from RefSeq and is a predicted model, not a curated record. Gene Ontology annotation, molecular function: zinc ion binding.